Zonotrichia leucophrys gambelii is the source of this 3273-nucleotide messenger RNA. RefSeq names its product EBF transcription factor 2 (gene EBF2). Bases 451 to 2166 code for a protein of 571 amino acids. The transcript is spliced from 16 exons. Gene Ontology annotation, molecular function: RNA polymerase II cis-regulatory region sequence-specific DNA binding; DNA-binding transcription factor activity, RNA polymerase II-specific. Gene Ontology annotation, biological process: regulation of transcription by RNA polymerase II. NCBI's taxonomy places the organism in Eukaryota, Metazoa, Chordata, Aves, Passeriformes, Passerellidae. The record is from RefSeq and is a predicted model, not a curated record.
GGGACCGGCCGCGCUCCGGCCCCGGCGCUGCUGCGAUCGCCCCGCGAAUCGCGGCUUUCCCCCUUCCUUCCUUCCCUCCUUCCUUCCUUCUUCCUGGAUUGGGCAGCGAUCAAUCCUUCUCCCCGUUGUCUGUUUGAGGAACAGGUGAUCCUCGUUAGCGGAGAUCUGUUUCUGGAUGCGGCUCCCUCGUGUGCGUGUGAAGGAUGAUGAUACCCGGCGAGGCUGAAUCAGCGUAACUUUCACUUGGCAAGAGGAAAAACUUACUUCCCCGCUUGAAGGCGUUAAAAACACGAAGCGUUAAAAAGCAGAAGAAGUUGGUUUUAAAGCUGAACUUCAUUUUCCUGGGAUUUGUGUGUCAGAUUCAAAGGCUGCGUCGACUUGUUUUGCUUUAUUUUCCUUCUCCCUUAUCUCCCAAAAGGAAACUGUUGCUAGUUUGCAUAGACUUUUUAAAUGUUUGGAAUUCAAGAUACUUUAGGAAGAGGACCAAUUCUGAAAGAUAAAUCUCUAGGUUCUGAGAUGGAUUCCGUCAGGUCCUGGGUCAGAAACGUUGGGGUUGUGGAUGCAAACGUAGCAGCACAAAGCGGAGUAGCUUUGUCCAGAGCCCACUUUGAAAAGCAGCCACCCUCCAACUUGAGGAAAUCCAAUUUCUUUCACUUUGUUCUGGCUCUCUACGACAGACAGGGGCAGCCCGUGGAAAUAGAGAGGACAGCUUUUGUGGACUUUGUAGAAAAUGAUAAAGAGCAAGGCAACGAGAAGACGAACAAUGGCACGCACUACAAACUCCAGCUGCUCUACAGCAACGGUGUCAGGACAGAACAGGAUCUCUAUGUGAGGCUCAUUGAUUCUGUCACCAAGCAGCCCAUAACUUACGAAGGGCAGAACAAGAACCCAGAGAUGUGCAGAGUGCUGCUCACCCACGAAGUCAUGUGCAGUCGGUGCUGUGAGAAGAAAAGCUGUGGCAACAGAAAUGAGACUCCAUCUGACCCUGUGAUCAUUGACAGAUUCUUCCUAAAAUUUUUUCUCAAGUGCAAUCAGAAUUGCUUGAAAACAGCAGGAAACCCAAGAGAUAUGAGACGGUUCCAGGUGGUGCUAUCAACAACAGUGAACGUGGAUGGGCACGUGCUGGCAGUGUCUGACAACAUGUUCGUGCACAACAACUCCAAGCACGGGCGGAGAGCAAGAAGACUCGACCCCUCAGAAGCCACGCCCUGCAUCAAAGCCAUCAGCCCAAGCGAGGGCUGGACCACGGGGGGAGCCAUGGUGAUCAUCAUCGGGGACAACUUCUUCGAUGGGCUGCAGGUGGUGUUUGGGACCAUGCUGGUGUGGAGUGAGCUGAUCACACCUCACGCCAUCCGCGUGCAGACGCCGCCCCGGCACAUCCCCGGCGUGGUGGAGGUGACAUUGUCCUACAAAUCCAAACAGUUCUGCAAAGGAGCACCAGGCAGGUUCAUUUACACAGCUUUAAAUGAACCUACCAUAGAUUACGGCUUCCAAAGACUGCAGAAGGUCAUCCCAAGACAUCCUGGGGACCCUGAAAGAUUAGCUAAGGAGAUGCUGCUGAAAAGAGCUGCUGACCUGGUCGAGGCCCUGUACGGGACGCCCCACAACAACCAGGAGCUGAUCCUGAAGCGCGCGGCCGACAUUGCCGAGGCGCUGUACAGCGUGCCCCGCAACCCCGCGCAGAUCCCCGCGCUGCCCAGCUCCCCCGCCCACAGCUCCAUGAUGGGCAUCAACUCCUACGGCAGCCAGCUGGGCGUCAGCAUCUCCGAGUCAGCACAGGGCAACAACCAGGGUUACAUCCGUAACACCAGCAGCAUCUCCCCCCGGGGCUACUCGUCCAGCUCCACCCCGCAGCAGUCCAGCUACAGCACGUCCAGCAGCAGCAUGAACGGCUACAGCAACGUGCCCAUGGGCAACCUGGGCGUGCCCGGCUCGCCCGGCUUCAUCAACGGCUCCCCGAGCGGCUCGCCCUACGGAUUGAUGUCUUCAAGUCCAACAGUCGGCUCCUCCAGCACUUCUUCCAUCCUCCCGUUCUCCUCCUCGGUGUUCCCUGCAGUCAAACAGAAGAGUGCCUUUGCUCCUGUCAUCAGACCCCAGGGCUCCCCCUCCCCUGCCUGCUCCAGCGGCAACGGGAACGGCUUCAGAGCACAAAACUACUUAUUGUGAUGGACCACUAAAAAGAAAAAAAAUAGCACUAAAAGCUCUUUUUUGGGGAAAAGCCAGGCCCAGGAAAAAAAAGGAACAUUUUUUAUGGAUUGGACGAGAUAGAAGUCUGCAUCAUUUUCCUGUUUCAUAUUUCUGACACAACCACAUCAACUCCUCAGACAUUGGGAAUGAAGAAUCAGCAAGAGCCAGGAUGAACAAGAGUUGGCAGAAUGGAAUUAGAAAUGCAAAGUCUUUCCUGGAAGACAUGAAAACCUUCCUAAGAUUUGUAAAAUAUUCAAAGGAAAAAAAGAAAUUGGCAAAAUGAUUCAAGGUUGAUAUUUUGGAUACAAUUUGUUUUACUUUGUAGGGGUAAAAAAGUUGAAGUUUCUAUUUUCUAUGGAGCCUUUCAGAUAUCGAUUUACUUUAUGCAGAAAAACAAUUCAACAAAACAGGGUACCAGCAUGAAAGAAUUUCUAGGACAAACUGACAUGAAUGAUGGAACUUUGGUGUAUGUGUGUAUUUGCUUAUAGUUUAACCUCUUUAAAAAAUGUAAGAUGUUUUACAAUUAUUUAAAUAAAUAAACUUGUAACUUAUUGUAUGUAGAGGUAGAAAUUAAACCCUGUUUUGGAUUUUUUCCUCCAGUUGUACAAUGAAGACAGAUGAUGCAAAAAUGUAGUGAUAAGUUUGAGAUAUAUUAUUACUGCUGCAAUUGCUCCUCACUUCCCCCUCCCUUACUGAAUUCAUGUGCAAGGAUGUAUAGGAUUCUUUCUGAUUAACAAAACCCUCAGAAACUUUCACCUACAUUGUGGUAAACAGCUCAUGUAGGAAUUUUUUCACCCUCCUCAUCUUUCCCCUCUUUCCAUUUUUUGCUUCAAUUAAAAUAUUCAGGUACUAAGAUUAACUGCUAAGUCUCAAAGACCCAGCCGAUGAGUGAGUGGCACUUAGGGAUUUGAAUGAAUCAGAUUUUUCAUGAGGUACUGAGUUUAUUUUAUAGAUUCAAUGUAUGAAUUAGGAGGGGAAGGGUUCUCUGGGGUUUUCCAUGUAGUUAGAACACCUUAAGUUCAGUUAUGCUUCAUAUUAAGGGUGCAUUUAUAAAGGGUGAACAUGUAUUUGAAUGAUUUAUGCACU